Molecule: messenger RNA, 2090 nt
Organism: Glossina fuscipes
Lineage: Eukaryota; Metazoa; Arthropoda; Insecta; Diptera; Glossinidae
Product: maternal effect protein oskar
Exons: 5
Coding region: 386-1873 (495 amino acids)
Source: RefSeq, a predicted model, not a curated record
GGAUUUUCAUAGAAAAAAAUUUCAAUUGGUGAGAAUUUAAUUCAUGUACAAAUACUACGUCCAUCCAUAGGAGAAAAAGAGAGGACCAAUAUAUUUGUGUUAGCUUUCUUUGCAAGCGCGUAAAUUUUAUUUCAUUCAAGCUCAACAUAGCAAGGGCAACAAUGCGAGUGCCGCCAUCGCAACAACGUUUUGAAGGAAUUUUAUGUAGCGGCACUUAAGUCAUCUUUAAUUAACCACGUGUUUUCACCGUUGGCAGUAGGAGAGAUUCGUUUGAAUUUCAGAAUAAAAAUCAAGUCAAACACAGUCAUACAAAAGACAGGCGAUAUCGCAUUAGUCUACGGUUGAAGAAGGAGUUUGUUUGGAGGUCAGGUAAAGAACGAGAAUCAUGACAAUUAGUUCCUUGGAUUUCUUGGAUGUAAAGGAAGAAUAUCCUGAAAUUGAUUAUGAAAUACGUGGCAUUCUAUUAGCUCGGGCGCAAAAUGGUGCCACAAUUGAUGAGAUCCGCGGUGAUUACCAAAAAUUAACCGGCUUAAGAUUUCCCGUUGAAGAGAAUAUCACCGAUUUCCUGCUUUCUAUAACACAUGUAAUGGUUUUUUGUAACGAAAAUGGCACCAGAAUUUUCAAUAUUAUGCCAACAGACACUACGAGGCAUUUACUAGACUUGGUACUAAAUCAAAAAAUUUCUCAAAGGACAGGAGUCUAUACAACGCCUCAUAGUAAUAAUCAGAAUCAACGAAAUUAUUACCAAGCACCACAUCAGCAGUUUUACCGUUAUAAGUCAUCCAGCAUAGUAAAAGAGAGGCCUGAACAACACCAGCAACCUGAGAUUCAAAUAUAUCCGGACGCGGAUAAAUUUAGACGGCCUAUAAACGUGUCAUUACAACAAGAAGCAGCGAACAUCAGCGAACACAAUUUCUAUUACGAAGAUAACUGUAAUUACCUUUGCAAUCGGUUCGGAAAACAACGAAAGUUGGAAAACCAAGCCACCAUCAAACUACACCCGGCUCAACAUGCAACCAUUGCAGCGACUACGGGAUUAGCUGCAACGAUCAAUAGAAAUUUACAGAAAACUUUAACGAAUGAUGUCUCAAGCAAUAGUAAACAGAAUGUUUGUGCUAUUGAGACAAUACCCUUGGAAAAUUCCAACUUAAUACCAAGGUCCCGUUCUUCCCUAAGCACAAGUAAUAACUAUAAUAUUUUGACCUCCCUAAUACCUCCAUAUUCCCAUCAUUCUUCGCCUAACGCUGCGAAAAGUUGUCAAACAACUGAUUCCAUGUUUACUGAUUCCGACUAUGAGGCUCAUCUGUUGGAUUUCUUAUUGUUAGGUGAUGAUUUCUUUCUUUACAUGGCGCGAAUGGAGUUAGGUUGUAAAUUUAAACGAAAUCAAAAAGUUUUACAAUCAGGACUUUGCGUCUCUGGUCAAACCGUGUCCGGUGCCAUUAAACGAUUAAAUCGGUUAAAUAAUUUCACCGAUAAAUCAAUUAUAAUCAAUAUCGGUUCCGUGGACAUAAUGCAAGGACGUAAUCUAAUACAAAUUGAACAUGAUUUGAGAGAAUUAGUUGUAAUUAUGUUAAAGAAGAAAAUCAAACCAAUUUUAACUACGAUCGCACCAUUAGCCAAUUAUGCCCACAACAAUGAAGUGAAAAUGACUUUAAUGCGUUUGAAUGAUUACAUAAAACGUUUGGGUAGAGCUCGCCAACUAAUGGUUAUUGAUAUAUGGAAAUGCUUGGUAAACGAUAAAAACCUUACAUUGUUCGAUUGCUAUCAAAACGGACCUCGUAUCGUUACCGGCGCUUGUCAAUCGUAUGUCUUUUGGAAUAAAAUUGGACGCCAACGUGUUCUGAAAUUAAUCGAAUCUCAACUAGAAUAUUAACUAAAUCGAAACGUAACAAGAAAUCUAAUAUUCUAACGUUGUAAAAGUUUUCAUUUUUAUAUUUGCAUCGAAAUGUUUUUUUAAAUUUUAAAACCUUCUAUUUGUUGUUUGUUAUAUGUUAAAUGUUGUCAAGGUCUUCAGUAUUCAUUACAUGUUAAAUUUUUUAUGUUUUAAGCGUAUUCAAAAAUUUUUUUUGUUCGAAAUAUUGUGAGAAAAU